This is a messenger RNA of Girardinichthys multiradiatus, 2708 nucleotides long. Its product is annotated as DNA topoisomerase I, mitochondrial. NCBI's taxonomy places the organism in Eukaryota, Metazoa, Chordata, Actinopteri, Cyprinodontiformes, Goodeidae. The record is from RefSeq and is a predicted model, not a curated record. Gene Ontology annotation, biological process: DNA topological change; DNA replication; chromosome segregation. The coding region runs from base 200 to 2428 and encodes 742 amino acids. Gene Ontology annotation, cellular component: chromosome; nucleolus. The transcript has 20 exons. Gene Ontology annotation, molecular function: DNA binding; DNA topoisomerase type I (single strand cut, ATP-independent) activity.
GCGUGGAACCUCCCUGUCCAAUCAGAAUUCAGCUGGGACUGUGACGUCGCAUGCUGGGUCAACCGCCAGAGGAAGGCCGUUUUAAAGUUCGUGUUUUACGUGAAAAAUAGCCUGUAUUGGUAAUUUUUUACCAGUCUUUCAAACGUGUGUUUGUUACAAAGUCAAUCUCUAAGUGUUUUCUGCGAAGCUUUUCGGUGAAAUGGGAAGAGAAAAUUACGCUAAAGGAGACGCAAAGACCAAGCAAAAAGGGUCAAAGUUGAGGGACCGUGAGAGGGCAGGUUCCGGUGGAGAUCUGACUACGAACAGUCAAACACCAACCAAGUCCAAAGAGAAGAUAAAGAAUACUGGAUCACCUAAGAAGGUCAAGACACUUAAGGUGGAAAGCCUGGAGCCAGUCAGCAGUUCCAGUGACUUGGUGAAACUAGAACCCCAGGAUGAGGACUUCACUGUGAAGAGAAAAGGUUUGAAAAGGAAAAGAGUCAAAGAUGAGCUGACAGAAGCUUCACAAUCAACUGCGUCCUCUGCCUCAAAGAGCAGAGUUAGGCACCUUGGUGAUGAAGAAGGAAGUGAAAAAGCUCAGAGAAGGAAAUCCACGAAGAAAACAGAAAAGACGCUCAAGAAAGAGGAAGGAGAGCAUCCGGUCUCGAAAAAAGCCAAGAGGACAAAGGAAGAGAUUGAAGAAGCAAGACUGCUAAAGAUAAAAAAGAAGGAAGAGGAGGAGCAGAACCGCUGGAGAUGGUGGGAGGAAGAGAAGUAUGAAGAUGGAGUGAAAUGGAAGUUUUUGGAACACAAUGGACCCUACUUCCCUCCUGAGUACCAGCAUCUUCCUGACAAUGUUAACUUCUUCUAUAACGGUGAGAAGGUGAAGCUGAGCCUGGCAGCAGAGGAGGUGGCAGUUUUCUUUGCCCAGAUGUUGGACCAUGAAUACACAACAAAGAAGGUGUUUCGUGAGAACUUCUUUAAAGACUGGAGGAAGGAAAUGACCCCUAAAGAGAGGUCUCUGAUUAAAGAUCUUGAGAUGUGUGACUUCAGAGAAAUCCAUGCAAUGCAUAAAGCCAGAGUGGAGGCCAGGAAAAGCAUGAGCAAAGAGGAGAAAAAGGCUCUAAAAGAAGCCAAUCAAAAAAUAGUGGAUGAAUAUGGCUACUGCCUGCUGGAUCACCACAAAGAACGGAUUGGAAAUUUCAAGAUUGAGCCUCCAGGUCUGUUCCGAGGAAGAGGCGAGCAUCCCAAGCAGGGAAUGCUGAAGAAAAGGAUCCAACCUGAAGAUGUUAUCAUCAACUGUGGCAAAGACUCCCGCACACCGGUACCCCCUGCUGGCCACCGCUGGAAGGAAGUACGACAUGACAACACGGUGACGUGGCUGGCCAGCUGGACUGAAAAUAUCCAAGGCUCCAUAAAAUACAUCAUGCUCAAUGCAAACUCAAAGCUUAAGGGCGAGAAGGACUGGGAGAAAUAUGAGGUUGCUCGGAAGCUGAAGUCAUGUGUGGACAGCAUCCGUAACGAGUACCUCCAGGAUCUCAAGUCUAAACAGAUGGUCACCAGGCAGAGAGCUGUGGCCCUGUACUUCAUAGACAAGCUGGCCCUGAGAGCUGGAAAUGAGAAAGAGGAGGGAGAGACAGCGGAUACAGUUGGCUGCUGCUCUCUUCGUGUCGAGCACAUCAUCCUACAUGAACAACUGGAUGCUAACGAGUGUGUGGUGGAGUUCGACUUCCUGGGUAAAGACUCCAUUCGCUACUACAACAAGGUGCCGGUCAUCAAGAAGGUUUUUAAGAAUCUUAAACUUUUCAUGGAGAACAAGGAUCCUGGAGAUGAACUCUUUGAUCGUCUAAACACAUCCCUUUUGAACAAACAUUUGAGCUCCUUAAUGCCUGGUCUGACUGCGAAGGUCUUCAGGACAUACAACGCCUCCAUCACCCUGCAACAGCAGCUCAAAGAGCUCACCAACGAGUCGGACAAUGUGGCAGGAAAACUGCUGUCCUACAACAGGGCAAAUAGAGCGGUUGCUAUUCUCUGUAACCACCAGCGGGCGCCGCCAAAAACCUUUGAGCAAUCAAUGGCUAACCUUCAGGCGAAGAUUGAUGCUAGAAAGGAACAGCUGGCUCUGGCGAAGACCGAACUGAAACAGGCCAAAAAGGAGGCGAAAACCAAAGGCAGCUCAGACCCCAAGCUGCAGAGUCUGGUGGAGAGGAAGAAGGCAGCAGUGAAGCGCUGUGAAGAGCAGCUGCUGAACAUGGAGGUCCAGGCAACUGACAGAGAGGAGAACAAACAGAUCGCGCUCAGUACCUCAAAGCUCAACUACCUGGACCCACGCAUUAGUGUGGCUUGGUGUAAGAACAUGGAGGUACCAGUAGAAAAAAUCUACAAUAAAACCCAACGGGAGAAGUUUGCCUGGGCCAUUGACAUGACGGAGGCAGACUUUGAAUUCUAACUUUAAAUGUCUCCAGAGCUACUCUUAAAAACUGAUGCCAGGAUGCAACUGAACAACCGUUUCUAUUAGUUCCAGUUAAUUCAAAUCAGAUUGAAAAUGACUUUUAUAGUGUGUUGAUAUACAGCUGAUGUGCCAUUCUGUGACAUGCUCCAGCUUUGCCUUAGUGUUGACGUAUUGCUGUUAAUUUGUUUGCUUUUGGCAUUUCAUUUCAAUAAUUGCUGUUGAUAUUUGUACAUUUGAUUUGCAUUAAUAUCAAUAAAGAUUCUUAAUGUGCAUUAAA